Messenger RNA from Drosophila teissieri, 2000 nucleotides. RefSeq lists its product as uncharacterized. Gene Ontology annotation, cellular component: plasma membrane. The record is from RefSeq and is a predicted model, not a curated record. Bases 18 to 1982 code for a protein of 654 amino acids. The transcript has a single exon. Gene Ontology annotation, molecular function: metalloendopeptidase activity. Lineage: Eukaryota; Metazoa; Arthropoda; Insecta; Diptera; Drosophilidae. Gene Ontology annotation, biological process: protein processing.
AAUUAAAUAUACACCAAAUGCGCUGGAACAUUCAGUUUGCUUUAUUCGCUAUUAUUCAAAUAGUGAGGUCUCAAGAUGAAGAAGACGCGGGUUCAGUUACGGAAGUGGAAACGGAAGUGGAUUCAGAGGUAGAAUCGGGCCAGUUUUUUAGCCAUUUGUACAAAAGCAACUUGGAACAGUUGGUAAAAAUUAAGAAUGACUCAAUGGAUCCGUGUGAUGACUUCUAUGCACAUGCUUGUGGAAACUUCGAUCAAACGAAGGAGGAAAAUCCAGAAGAUUUCCUUCCACCUUAUCUGUAUAACAAACAGGACAGAAUGAACUUCUUUACGGCUGAGGUUGGAAAUUUCGAAACUAUUCCAGGACGGUUGAUUUCUCAACUUUAUGCGGAAUGCCGAAAGAGGGGAGAACGGAAUUUUCUUACCCCUACUCGUGCGACUUCCCAUUGGGAACGCAUGCUGGAGGAGAUUCCAUUCCUGGCCAGACACAAAGAGGUGCUCUCUUCUUGGCCUUUCCUCAAACACCAAUGGGAGCGAAGGAGCCUCAAUGGACAGCUGAAUUGGAUAGUUCUGUCAGCUCAACUGUUGGCCCAUGGCUUGCCCACCCUACUUCAUAUCUUUUUCGCCAUGGAUACGAUCUAUGUAAGUCCAAUGGGGGAGCUGCCCUGUCCUAGUGUCGCGGAUUUCCAGUCAAGCCUAUCUGAUGUCUUGGAAGGUCGACAUCAUCGAGUGGCCCGCAUAAUAUCACAUGAGAUGAGGGUCCUGUGUCGCGGAAUGAGAGGAGAACUCCCACGCGUAAGAAGUUCGAGCGGGAAUGCCAAAACUACCACCUCCAGACCAAGUCAAGAGCAGGUCCUUCAGGAUGAAAACACCAUGGACUAUUUUCAGCAAUAUUUUGCCGCACUCAACUUCUCCGUGGAGCGGCUAGAAGGAGCGCGCAAGUUUCUUCUAGAUGUCGAGAAGAUCACUCAAGGUUGGGAAGUACUCAAACAAACGGAACCUCGCAUAGUGUACAACUAUGUGGUGUGGCAGGCUAGGGAGCAGCUUCGAUACCCGGAUUGCUAUAGGGUAUCUGAGGAGUUCGAGAGAUUACUGCACGCUGAAUAUUGGCAAUGGCAUGUUUUGAGACCCCAUCUGAGCAGGGAAGUCGCUCUGGCAUCCUAUCAACUUCAUACCACUCUCUUCCAGAAACUUAGGAGAUCCAAGUUGUCCAGAAGAGAUUGGGUUGGAAACCUGUGGCCAGCUUCUGUCGAAAAAAAGGAGCUUCAGGUGGCACGCAUUCUCCACAACCACGCAGAAAACUAUCUAAAUAUAACUGAACUAAACGAAAACUACGGAGAAUUGGGAUUCGUGGAGAACUCCUUUUAUGGAAAUCUCCUAAUCCUCAGACGGGCUCAGCUGCGUCACAGUUUUGUAUCGCCGUAUGUAGACGAGGAAGAUGUAAACCAGCCAGCCUAUUUCUUGAGACAUUUUCUCCAUUUCGCGCUGCUUUCCUUGCACCGCCCCACCUAUCACUAUUAUGCCACACAAGGCUUGGAACUUUGGAGGGAAUCCCGACUCCUCAUGGAUACCGAUGGCCACUAUACCGCCAUGGAUUGCUUAGAAAGACAAUCACUCCAACACUACGAUGCAAAAUUGGCUCCUAUUUACAGGCCACUGGGUUCACACGAGAUCGGAGAGAUCUUCCAGUUUUAUCGCUCUUUUCAGUAUUCCCUCAGGGACUAUACCUUUUGGCUUCAGGGUGAGAGGUUCGCCUUUGCGGAGAACUUUGUGCUGGAUUACUUCGGAUUGAAUCCACAAAGGGUUCUCUUCUAUGCAGUGGCCCAGCAAUUAUGCAACCGCCAAACGGAGAUAUUUGCUGCCCAGUUGAAUAGGGGGUACAUGAAUCUUCCCGAGUUCCAGGAGGCCUUCAAGUGUAGUGCCGAAAAGGCCAUGAAUCCCCCAUCCAGAUGCAUGAUCAACAUGUGUGAAAAGCCACUUACUUGAUGUGUUCAAUUUUAAAAU